Molecule: messenger RNA, 2223 nt
Organism: Limulus polyphemus (Atlantic horseshoe crab)
Lineage: Eukaryota; Metazoa; Arthropoda; Merostomata; Xiphosura; Limulidae
Exons: 7
Coding region: 475-1086 (203 amino acids)
Source: RefSeq, a predicted model, not a curated record
GAGGUAAAACUAACACGAGCGUCGUGGAAGGGCGAGUGGGCACUGUUCGUCUGUGUGCUGGUGCUACUUAAGAACGUAAUUAUGAAAAGCAUGCAGAUGGAGCUAACCCAGACACUGGACCUUAGACAAGACAGUAGGGGUGAGGCAAGAGUCUGGGAGUGUCUGAGGACAAAGAACAUCAUUUCACAGACAAAGAGUUGUCCUGACGUGUCGAACUACGUGUUGGAAAGAAAAACUGGAGGUUAAUUGUUAAACAAAGCUAUCCAAGGUGCUCUCUGUACCAUCAAAGUAAUCGAAUCUCAAAUUUUGGCGUUAGUAGCUCUCAAGCUUACCAGUGAGCCACCAGAGGUGGAGGCAAACUCAGACAAGGAUUAAACAUGAUAUUCUGAUAUCUACACAAUAGGAAGAGUGGAAUAAACACUGAUAACUUUGAAACUACACUGUAUCAGCCAGAACUUUCGGUUACGUAACAAGAUGAUUAGAUGUAGAGACCGUACCGCCUAUUUUUACAUAGGCGAUGAUGACGACUAUGCAGGUUUCCAAUACAACUCUGGUUUUGCGUCGAAUUUAUCAAGGACCAGAGUGAACGGUUUUUGCCUGAGACAAUCAAUGUCUGAGCCACUUCUUCAGAUAAGUCAGUACUCUGGCUGGGAUAACCACAACAUUCAGGAAGUGAGAACAGACAAUAGGAAUGAAGCUGAUUGGGAUGGAGAAGCCGUUGUUAGUCAGGAUCCAGAUCGGGUUUGCUCUGAUGCAGAAAUGAGUGAUGAGGACACCUUGGCAGUUAAGAAUGGCGUGAUGACUUUCGAAGAAGUGAAUGAAGACUAUAAUUUUUGUUUAACCUGUGGUAUCAACUGGGAAGAUGAACAGUGGUCAAUAUUUUGCGAUGAAUGUGGAGACUCUGCAAUGUAUCGGUCUUGUCCUGAGUGUGAAGGGCAGUGUGGAAGUACAUGGAGACGAGACACGGCAGCUACUCAUAGAGCCAGAUGGGCUAAAUGGAAGGGUAAAUGCAGACUCCAGGAAUGUCGACAACUGUCCUUUCACAAUGAUGAUGAAGAUGUAACAAAUGCCAAGGAUGAUAUAUGAGGGAUUAUGUUAGGAGGCUAACUUAGUUAAAAUGUUUAUGUAAAUAAGUGUUGAAUUACUAAUAUUUUUGAUAAAAUGCAAGAAACUUAGUAUUUAAAUCAAAAAAGUACCUCACAGGGGGGGGGAGGGUAAUGUUUUUCAAGUGGAUAUUUUCUGAAGAUCUCUUAAUCUACUUUAUGAUCUCCAACCAAGGAAAUUAAGCCUUGUAUGUAUCCAUUGUCUUGUGUCUUAACUUUUCUUGUUCACAAAAUUUGAAUGGAACAUUAACUUUUGGAAACAACUUGAAAAACAGGAACUGCUGUUACAGCUACUGGCACUAGUCAAAUAUUCUCUUGAAUAAGUGUCACGUUUGUACCUAACUGUGAUAAGAUAGUCGUCAGUCUACUGUAUUUUUACUGAAUGCUCAACUCUUGUCUUUUAAAAACUAAGUUUGUGUUCAGUAGAAAUAAGAGGAGUUGGGAGGGAUGUGUUCAAAACAAGUCUUUCAGCAGAAAUGGGAGGGGGCAUACAACCAAAGUAUUUUAGUACAAAUGUAGGGGGAUGUAUAACGGUCCCCAAUUAAAUGUUAAAUUUAAACAAAUUGUGUGAUGUUUAUACUCGGAACUUACUAGGGAGAAUGUUUAACUAUUUCAAAACUUCAUACCAUUUUUUUUUAUAUCCUGCUGUGCACAAGGUAUGAACUUUUAUAUACAGAAGGUACUUCUUUUCUGAUUAUCAAACAAAUAUUAAAUGGUGUUACAAAGGUGUUGAUUUAUUUAGAAUAUCGUAUGUUUUUGAUACUAUGCAUACUGAGCUAGAUAUUAUUUGGCUGUUAUGUUUAUAACUAGCAAGAUGUUUGUCCUCUCAGAUUUAAGUUUGCCUCCCAAUUAUCUAUAAAUUCCUUUUCUAAGAGUUUCCUUCGUUUACGUGAUUCGCAUAAGUCUUAUAUAAACUGCAUAAAUUUUGUUUAAUGUGUUGUCAUUCUUUUGUAAUUGUAUUUAAAUUUUCUGAGUAGUAUAUCUACUUUAACUUUUAUACUUCACUUGUUCAGAAUUUGUAUGGACGAUAUAAUGAUUGAAAUCCAAUUGGAUAAAACACUGUAAGUGAACUGAUGCUGAUACAACAGCAAUGAAAUUACAAAUAAAAUUCUAAAAUGAA